Molecule: messenger RNA, 2991 nt
Organism: Linum tenue
Lineage: Eukaryota; Viridiplantae; Streptophyta; Magnoliopsida; Malpighiales; Linaceae
Source: the annotation of a GenBank genome assembly
CUUCACAAAGUGCUUCAGCAUUUUGUUCAUUGUAGGAAGUUGGCUAUGGAUUUUGCUAAUGGAGGAGGAAGUAGUGGUACUGGAGAUGGAAACCCUGCAGCAAGACUCGAGGGGAAGGGGAAAGCGCUGUUGGUCUGCUGGAUUCUGGGAUUUGGGUCUCUGGUGUCGUGGAACACCAUGCUGACAAUUGGAGAUUACUACUACAGUUUGUUCCCGAGAUACCACCCUUCAAGAGUUCUGACCCUAGUUUACGAGCCCUUUGCCCUCGGAACCAUGGCCGUCCUCGCUUACAACGAGUCGAGGAUCGACACCAGGAAAAGGAACAUCGGUGGAUAUUUGCUCUUCUUUGCCGGCACUCUCAUGCUGCUCGUUCUCGACGUUGCGACUUCGGGGGAAGGAGGGAUUGGGCCGUUUGUAGGGAUUUGUGCAGUGGUUGCAGUGUUUGGAGUUGCCGAUGCCCAUGUUCAAGGUGGAAUGGUGGGAGACUUGUCUUUCAUGUGCGCUGAGUUCAUGCAGUGCUACUUCGCUGGCGUGGGUGCAUCGGGAGCCAUGGCCUCCAUCUUGAGGCUGAUCACGAAAGCAGCUUUCGAAAACGCCAGGCAUGGUCUUCGCAAGGGAGUUCAAUUGUUCCUAGCAAUAGCCGUUUUCAUGGAGCUCCUCUGCUUUUUGCUGUACGCGUUCUACGUCCCAAAGCUUCCCAUAGUCAAGUACUACCGCUCGAAGGCGGCCAAGGAAGGUUCCAAGACGGUGUCCGCCGACCUCAAGGCAGCCGGAAUACUGACAAACCAGGUAAAUGAUUUGAAUACGAAAGUUCAUCAGGGAGAUGAUGGGAAACAGCAGGAUCGAUUGAGCAACAGAGAGUUGCUGAUUCAGAACAUGGACUACGGAUUGGACCUAUACUUGAUCUAUGUGCUAACGUUGUCAAUCUUUCCUGGAUUCAUCUCGGAAGACACAGGCACCCAUCAAUUGGGUUCAUGGUACAUAUUGGUCUUGAUUGCAAUGUACAAUGUCUGGGAUCUGGUAGGCCGAUACGUUCCAUUGAUCGAAUGCAUCAAGCUGAAGUCGCGCAAGUGGCUGAUGAUCUCGACCCUCGCUCGAUUCUUGCUCAUUCCCGCGUUCUAUUUCACGGCCAAGUAUGGAGAUCAAGGGUGGAUGAUAUUUCUCACUUCCUUUCUGGGACUCACAAACGGCUACCUCACUGUGUGCGUCAUGUUGUUGGCCCCAAAGGGUUAUAAGGGCCCAGAGCAGAAUGCACUGGGGAAUCUGCUCACGUUGUUCUUACUGGCCGGGAUAUUCUCCGGCGUAGUCCUGGACUGGAUGUGGCUAAUUGGCAAGAAGAACGUCUUUUGAAGAGCCAGGGUUUGCUAUGUUGCUGCUUUCAUUUGAUCCACCGCAUCCACUUGCGCAAGUAGGAGCUACGAUAAAAUGACUUUACAGGCUCGACAAACUAUCGAGAGCAAAUAACAUUGUAGUGGCAUAUCUAUCUCAUCUCUUAAUCAGUACCGUUAGGCGUUUACCUCAAAAUGAAAGACAGAGUGAGUAGCCAACAUCUGUGGAUCCAAAUCAUCAACUAUGUAACUCUACUAAUAAUAAUCCUUUAACAGGCGAGACAGAAAUAUGAUGGCCAAUUUUAUUCUGUUCAUAUAAAUACGAGAGACUAGAAAUUAAUAUCAUACACUUGGACUAAUACUUCCUCGCUAUCGAAUAUGUACAAACUACAAAUGAUACAAUUGCUCUCAUCCCGCGGCAUUCUCAUUGUCAUUCCUCCACUCACCCCCACCAAAUGUUCAACAUUCGUCGUCACUAACCUUCUGAGGACUGGUGCUGUUGUCUGGGGAUUUGGUCGUAACAAUAGCAGGAGGGUGAAGCUGCAAGUAAGCAUGGUUCCCUUCUCUAAACCCGCCUACGCAUAUCGUAUCACCCCGCCCAUGCCAAGUUCCAUCUUGUACAUUGUUCAUCUCUAGGGUUCUCGCCUCCUGUGGAAGCAAUCACAUUAGAAUUUGGAAAUCCAAUCGAAUCACAGAGGCAAACCCUUCUCUACCUACCUGGCUCAAAGCGCAGCAAGGGCAGAAGAUAUGGUAGAAGCAAUCGUCCAAUGAACUAUCACUACCCCUGAUGUUAAACUUGUCUUUGAUCUGAGACCGGAAGAAACCCAGAUAUAUUCCCACUAGAACUGUGAACCCGAUUGCUAGAUAGAGGAAAGCAUGCCUCUUUGUGACGAAGAAUGCAAUGAGAUUGAGAAGCGCAAAUAGAGCUAGAAUGUAAUACGCAGUUGCCUGAAGGAAACAAGAACCAAAACCAGCUCGCCUCAUGUUCUUCCCAAAUCUAUAGCAAGGACAACUGAACGAUUCAACGGCAAGGCGGCGGUCAUCGCAGAAAUCGAGCACCCCACCUUCCCACAUCCGGAACACGGAGGCGCCGCCGUCGUGGAAUUCCUCGUCGGCGGCUUGGACCUUGGUCGUCCAUUUCCCCUGCGUCUGCAGCGCGACGGUGGAGCAGAGCAGGUCGAAAUCCACCACGGCGACGUCCUCGAUCAGCUUCUGCUCCUCCUCAUUCCGCCCCUCCGCCGCACCAUCGUCGCGAGCUACCCGGUUCUCGAAUUCCCCCAUUCUAGACCCACCAAGAAAAAACUCAAACCCAGAAACUAAAACCUAGGGGUUUUGGGGGAAAUCGAAAGAAAACACUUCCCGAUACGAAAAAAUCCCUUCUUUCCCCCCUUUCUUCUUCCUUGGCGAAACAGUUGAGUGGCGGGGGAGAGAAAUGGGGAAAUGGGGAAUGAGAAGAGGAUAGAAUGAACUGGGGUUUUCCCCCUUUUUAAAAGGGGCCGAUUUUAAUAAUGAGAAUGAUGGUGGGUAGGGGGAGAGCGGAGGAAGGCGGCGGCGGAGGCCGCUUUUUUAACGGGGAGCGAGGCGGAGAGAUGAUGACGAUGAUGAUUCAUCUCCCUCUGCUUCUCUCUCCAAUUCAUUUCUUUCUCCUUUUUGUUUUUCUUUU